Messenger RNA from Pochonia chlamydosporia 170, 1878 nucleotides. RefSeq names its product C6 zinc finger domain-containing protein. The record is from RefSeq and is a predicted model, not a curated record. Gene Ontology annotation, molecular function: DNA-binding transcription factor activity, RNA polymerase II-specific; zinc ion binding. The coding region runs from base 1 to 1878 and encodes 625 amino acids. Gene Ontology annotation, biological process: regulation of DNA-templated transcription. NCBI's taxonomy places the organism in Eukaryota, Fungi, Ascomycota, Sordariomycetes, Hypocreales, Clavicipitaceae. The transcript is spliced from 3 exons.
AUGGGAUCUGACCGAGCUGAUGUUCCGUCCACGACAAGGAAGAGGUCCCGCAACGGUUGCUAUACCUGCAGAUUCCGAAAGGUGCGAUGCAAGGCCAGUGUCGAGCCCCAGCAUCAGGGCAAAGAAAAGCCUCUCAAAUGUGAUAAUUGCCACAGACUAGGUUUCCAAUGCAAAUGGGACGCUCCAGCUUCGGGAGAGAAGUACAUCCCGCCGCCUAAAAGGAGACGGGCGGCUAGAGAAAACAGAGAAGCAAUCAAUGAUGGGAGAGCAAUUAAUUCAAGCCAUUCCUUGAUCCAAACACCUGGAGUGCCCAUUGAAGACCAGAGUCACGACGCCACGGAGUUGGUGUGCGAUGCAGAAAAUAAUGAGACGGAUACAGGGUCGAUAGCCACGGAUAUGCACGGAGCAAAUCACUACCAACUCGGCUAUCUUGAUACAUUGGCCACAGCCCCGGAUAUCAGCCUAGAAUAUGAUAUAUUUGACCUCAAUCUUGCUGGCGAGGGCCUGGACUUUGUCCCUCUACCCAACAUUGACCUGAGGUCCCAAACGUACUCAGAACAGGAUCCGGCAAGAGUAGAAUGGUCAGACAUCCUUCAAAUUCCAGAUUUAUCUCGAGCAUCUGGAAAAGCCGCAGGAUCCAACGAUGAUAUCUCAACAGACACUCGUAGUUCGGCGUCACCAUCCGUAACCGAGGACAAUCGUCGUCUAAUUCAGCAUUAUCUUGAUGUGAUGAAAGGUUUCGCCAAAGUCGAGGAUUACUCAAGGAAUACGAAUAACCUAUUUAUUUCGGCCUUUUCGGAGUCACUGUGCUUUCCACCCCUGUUCUACGCGAUUCUUUGCUUCUCCGCUUCGCACUUGGGCAUGGAAGACGAGACGCAUCUUGACCAGGCUAAACGAUACGACCAGCUAGCGAAAGAUUCCUUUGAUGUAUUCGCAAAAGAUCAAAGUGUUCAAACGGAUGGACUUUUAUCGGCACUGUUUGUUCGUGUAAAGACAAUUCAUAUCACCGGAGGCAGCGUUGAAGUGUUCCUAGACCUCAUGACGAAGGCAUCUGAGAUCAUCUCGUCCACAUUAGGCGUGAAAGACGCCAAACAACCCUCUGAUCUUACCAAAAGAAUCAUCAUAAGGCUGGCAAUGCUGGACGCCAGAGCGGCAUACUAUCGACUUGGCGGCGGGCGGCUUGUCAACAGCCUCAAAGACAUACCUGCACUUGCGUUCAUAUUUGACAGCAAGGUUGAGACAGAAAAUUCCCAGAAAGCCAUCAUUGACCUUUUGCGAGGUACCAUUCUUCGCAUGCGAGUUGCGGAGUUGGACGUGCAGCUUCACGAGCAAAUGAGUGCCGAGGUCGUCUCGGCAAGGCCUCUGAGAACGGCGGCCUUCACGUCGCUUUAUGACGAAAUUUACAAAGAAAUUGACAAAUGGGAACAGAAGGCAGGCCAAACGACGUCCAAAGGGCCAAGAAACUUCUUUUGUCAGGAUGAGAUUGUCGACCCUACUAGGUUCAAUUACUACAUCGUUCUGUGCGCUUUACAUUCCGCCCUGUUGUAUCUUUAUAUUGUAUAUCCAUUGCGAUCGGUCGACUUUGAGGCUUCUGUUUCCAAAAUUCUUGAAUCGCAGCUACAACUUCGCCGAGACCCUUCUCGACUCCGGUCACCGUCCUCAAUUCUUCCAAGUUCUUUAUUCUUAGCAGGCUUAUGCACAGCUGACCCGAUUCGCCAGGACUGGGUGCUUCAGCUAUUUAAGUCCUGUGAGCAGUGGAGCACAUACAUUCGGAAGUCCCGAGAUCUACUGGAAGAAAUAUUUAAACUGCGUUCAACAGAGGGACAAGUGGAUAUUUGCGACGUAAUGGACAGGGUUACGGGCAGAUUUGUAAUCUGA